AGAAAAAUAGUCAGAGGAUCGCGGUCUCAGGAGAGUGCCGUUAUUGUGAAGUCCAGGCAAACAGCCCCGACUCUCUUGGUAGGCUUCAGACAUGCGAAUGCAGUCAGUUUUAUCCCAGCAGUAUGCCUCAGAGUUCCUGGUGAGGAAACGUCGAGCAAAUUCUUUUAUGGAAGAAAGUAAGAAGGGAAAUUUAGAAAGAGAAUGCAUUGAAGAAUUAUGCAAUAAAGAAGAAGCCAGGGAAAUCUUUGAGAAUAAUCCUGAAACUGAGUAUUUUUAUCCCAAAUAUUUAAGCUGCCUUGCCUCCCAUCGAGCAGGGAUUUUCAGGGUUAUUGCAAGUACUCCAGAUUCUCCGGCUGACCUGAGGGCUUGUGUCAAUGAAAUUUCAAACCAGUGUAGCCCUCUGCCAUGCCAUAGAGAUGGAUAUAAGGACUGCAUAGAUGGACAAGCCAAAUAUACAUGUGUCUGUAAACCAGGAUGGCAAGGAGAGAAAUGUGAAGAAGAUAUAAAUGAAUGUGAAAACAUAAAUGGAGGUUGUAGCCAACGCUGUUCUAAUUUACCUGGAAGCUACCGCUGUUUAUGUGAAGAUGGUUACUUUAUGCAUUCAAAUAAACAAGAUUGCAGAGAUAUAAAUGAAUGUGUGCUACGUCCAAACAUCUGUGGGACAGCUAUCUGUAAGAAUACCCCUGGGAAAUAUGAAUGUGAAUGUGCAGAAGGCUACACAUAUAAUUCAACUUCCAAGAACUGUGAAGAUAUUGAUGAAUGUGCUGAAAAUAUUUGUGCUCAACUUUGUGUAAACUCUCCAGGAAGUUAUAGCUGUUAUUGCGAUGGCAAGAAAGGCUUCAAGCUUUCUAAGGACAUGAAGAAUUGUGAGCCUGUUCCUGUGUGUAUCCCACUGAACCUUGAAAAGAAUUAUGAACUGCUUUACCUGGCAGAACAAUUUAUAGGGAUUCCUGUUCUGUACUUAAAGUUUAAAUUGCCAAACGUCACCAGAUUUUCAGCAGAAUUUGAUUUCCGGACAUACGAUGCAGAGGGAGUUAUACUAUAUGCAGAAUCCCUUGACAACACGGCAUGGAUCUUACUUGCUCUUCGUGAUGGGAAGAUUGAAAUUCAAUUCAAGAAUGAAUUUGGAACAAAAGUCACCAGUGGAGGCAAAGCCAUAAAUGAUGGACUGUGGCAUAUAAUAUCAGUAGAAGAAGUAGAACACAGCAUCAGUGUAAAAAUAGCUAAAGAAGCAGUGAUGAAUAUUAACAGCCCAGGAACUCUUUUUAAACAGUCACAUGGUUUCUUGGAAACUAAGGUGUACAUUGCAGGAUUGCCUCGCAAAGUGGGCAACACUCUCAUUAAACAGAUUAACCCUCGGUUAGAUGGGUGCAUUCGUGCUUGGAAUCUGAUGAAUCAGGGACAUUCCGGUGUAAAAGAAGUCAUUCAAGAAAAACAAAGCAAACACUGUUUAGUCACUGUGGAGAGAGGAUCCUUCUACCCUGGCACUGGCAUGGCAAAAUUUCAUAUAAACUAUAAUAAUCUUGACAUUGCUGAAGAUUGGCUAAUAAAUGUGACUAUGACUAUUCGCCCAUCCACAGACACUGGUGUUAUGUUUGCCUUGGUUUCUAAUGAAACAGUGCCUCUUGCUUUGUCCAUAGUGGACUCUAACUCUUCUGACUCACAGGAAAUCAUUGCGACCAUUGGAAACAUCACUGUUGCACAGCUGGAAUCAAAGAAGCUGUGCACACCUAGAAAAGUGCUGGUAGGACUUCUAGUAACCAAACAGCAACUUGAACUGUCAGUUGAUUCACACACGGACAGAAGCAACUCAGAGCAACUGUCUGUCCUGCAUGAAGCAAUGAUGGCAAAUGUUGUUACCUACUUGGGCGGCCUGCCAGAUGUUCCUCUCGGUGCUACGUUAGUAACUGCUUUUUAUAAUGGCUGCAUGGAGGUGAAGGUCAACAACAGAGAGCUGGAUCUGGAUGAAGCCAUUUUUAAACACAAUGACAUUAGAUCUCACUCGUGUCCACUGAUUAUGGAAGAACCAUUCAAUUCUUAAUUUAACUUUUUCCUUUCAGAUAUAAUUUGUGUAAUUAGUCUCAUGCCAUAAUGAAGCCUGUAUUAUUUUAAUUCAGGAUGUGCCAGGAAAAUAAUCAACAGCAUAUUUUUCCUCCCUUUCAUGUAGCACAGGGAAAAGAAAUCCCCUCUCUUUUCAGCAGUAGAGAGAUAUAAUCAAGAUCAAAAUUCUGUAAAAUGUUCUUAUAUUCAUGUCAGUGAUGAGACAUAGUAUGAACGUGGAAAAAAAUAAAUCUAGGUUUCAGAUUUGAUAUAUUUAGUUUGGAGAGCAAGUUCAGGAAGUUCUGGUUGGAACCAACUUCACAUCUUAUUUUUUAUAUAUUAGCACAAAGCUACACGUUGCAAGUUUUGGCAGUGUAUUUCGAUCUAAGCAAAACCGUUCCCAUUAAACUUUUCCGAACAAAACAUACAAAGAAAAAUCUCUACAGGUUUAAUAAUAUGUGCUUUCAGUGAAGGAAAGAAACACCCUCGAAUUUUGAGCUAAACCUUUCUGUAGAUACAUUUGCAAAUUGUAGCAGUAUUGUGGAAGUGACUUGAACAACAAGUAUUUUUGUAAAUAGCUCAAGUUUUGAGAAUAGCUCUUGUUAUACUAUACCAGCAUUCAUUAUUUCUAUCUUAUGAACCAAGCUUUAGACUUUUAACAACAUUCUGGAUCAGGUCAGGUAGUUCACUUUCAAAGUGGAUUAAAAUACAGCCAGACAGUUUUAGAAAACAGGAAAUUACAGGACAUCAAACUGGAAUUUGCUAAGUAAAGCCGAAGAUGCUUGUGGCAAACAUUUCCUCCAUUCUGAACAGAUCUAGCACUCCCCAAGAUGAGCACCCUCAAACGGUCACUCAUGCUCCCCUUAUUUAGGUCAGCUUUGCAUCCACAAAGCCUCCAGAGGAGAAAAUUAAUUUGCCAGCCCUGUUACAGUUGUGUUUCUCAUGUACAGGAAAGCCCAAAUUUUGCAGAAUGUAAAGCAUGUUCCUGCUCAGCCAAAUUUAAGGGAACAGGUAAUUAGAAAAAUAUUCUUUUCCUCAGGUGUAUUCAUUUCAAGCUUUUCUAAUAUUUCUUUAGCAUCUUUUGAGCGAUCUUUCUACUUCCAGCCUCAUUUCCACACAACCAGUAGCCUCCCUUUGGAGCUCACCUAGUGGUUUGGUAAACCCCAAAACAAAUAAAUAGCAAGAGAACGGCUGUAAGCAAGGAGUAUAUGCUCCCAUCAGUCACAUAGACAUUUAUCUGCCAGAACUCUUGACCUGAGGUUUGCUUUCUAUGCUUGAGACAUUGAAGUGGAAAUGUAUGUACAGAAGGAUGGUUGAUUCAUGUUGAGGAUUACUUUUCCCCAGGGAUAUUCUCCCUACAAUAGUGGGGUUUCCUCUCAUUGUUGCGUACUAACAUCAGUAAAUCAGUACUGCAGAACCUGAGCCCAUCUUUCAGUGUUAUUACUUUGUCUGAGACUUUUGUUAACUUUGCUUCCCAUUUUUGCCCUUUAAUAUCACAGUAUUUGCUGUGACUUUCAUGCCAGCCAGCCUCAGUGCUCCAAAUUCGUCUAGUGCUGUUCAUAUAUAGCUUUUCUUUGGCAAGAAUUGCACAAAGCCAGUGCCCGGUGGCUAACUGCCAGAGAACUACUGGUUCACUUCUCUAAAGUGGCAUGCAAAAGCUUUGCUCUUUCAAGACUGGGGAGGGGAAAAAUCUGCAGGAAAGCAUCCCUUCCUGCUUUCUUCUGCCCAUCCUUGGAACACAUACUUCAUUUGGGCCUAGGUCAAACAACCAUCCUACCAAAAUAAGCAGGUGCGAGGCUGAGCUGUAGUGGGACUUUUGACAUCAAAUACAUUUUUGAUUAGUGCAUUUAAAGUAUCUCGGCAGCAGACACCUAAUUCUGGAAAGCUCCUGGUCAGCUCCUUUGCUUUGUACAACGAACAGAAAUAAUGAGAUGGGGAGCACCCAGUAAAAUGUCAGCAAUACUGUAAAUGUGCAUAUCAGGCUGUGUGAACAACAGAAAAAAGAGUGUUGGACUUCUUAGGGUUCUUUUUUUUUUUUUUUUUUUUUUUGCUCAAGUGUAAUGGUAUAAAGAGGAAAAUGAAUUACCCUAGUUUCCUGCUGGGACACCAUUUGUUUUUGUUUUCAUGUAAAAAUAUUUUAGGAUAUUGUAGUUGUAAUGAAAACUCUGCACUGGGUUUUUGAAUGUAAAUGUGCCUCGUUAUCGUAAGAAUUAAAUAAAAGCAGUAUUUGCAAGUUUC
Messenger RNA from Struthio camelus australis, 4278 nucleotides. RefSeq names its product protein S (gene PROS1). Gene Ontology annotation, cellular component: extracellular region. The record is from RefSeq and is a predicted model, not a curated record. Gene Ontology annotation, molecular function: calcium ion binding. NCBI's taxonomy places the organism in Eukaryota, Metazoa, Chordata, Aves, Struthioniformes, Struthionidae.